AGCAAAACUGUAACCUGAAAGUGUUACAGUUACUCUCGCACUAACAGAGAUCACAUACUUGACGGCAGCAGGAUGAUGACUUCGUCAGCGAGAGUCAUGAGGUGCUGUGUAGCUCUGUUCCUCGUCCUGACUUCUGUGUCAGCUGCACAGAAGAAGCUCGAUUCAAUCAAUGAUUUGAAGAAGAUAAACUUUGACCAAUCUGUGCCCAAACACAGUCUUCUGCUGCUCCACUGGUUUGCCAACAAGAUUAACAUAAACAACAACGAUGUCAUACAGCUGGCCUUUGACCCAAACGAUGGAGAUUAUGGUUCACAUCAUUAUGGAAACUUUGAGGGGAUGUUGGACCCACUGCCUCAGGGAAAUGCAUACCGGUACUAUACUAUUGGAAAUCUCAAUCAAGGAACAUCCAUUCCACUUCCAGCUUAUGUUGUUCGUCCUCCAAGGGAGUAUGUGGGAAGAAACAGGGACAGGAUCAUAAUUCGUGUCAGGGAGCAGAACACAGGAGGGCGAGCUCAUCAGAGGAUAGACCAAGUGUAUAUCACACAGCAUUACGACACUUCUGAAAAUCUGGGGACACCUUAUGAUCCAGAUCAUACCUACAGGAUCACCACUAACCUCUUGAGACAGGUCAGAGAGUUUGCUGUGGAAGAAAACCAACAGCCACUGUUGAAUCUCAGAAACCGCUUUGGAAGCAACGCUGAUGAAUCAGACAUCAGAAACACAUGGGGGCAACUUGCUUGCCUUGGACUGCUGUUGUAUAUUGUGAUCCAGGAAAAGUACUCUUCUAGCCAGCCAAACAACAGACCUGAUAACAGAAGAAGUCAGAGGGAGAGCAAUGUUCCCAGACGUUUUCCAAACCAAGGUGAUGUUGUAGUGGAUUUCACCAACUAUGACAACAACUGUGACCACUACGAUGACCACUACUUUCACCACAGGACAACUGGUAACAGAGAAUCAGGCAGAGGCAACACCUCAGUACCCCAGGACAACAACCAGAUGUCGUGCUGUUGCAUUUGUUGCAUUUCUUUUGCUUCCAUAUGUAUGGUUUCAUUGUUAAUUUUUUUAAUCGUUUGGUUCAUCCCUAAAAUAAUUGCUUAGGAUUGUGCUCAUGUCCAUGAUCGUGCACUUAAUGUCCCGUGACUUAGUUAUAAAAGGAGUUCAAUUGUGACAGUAAAAAAACACCCAUCUCAAACUGUGCUAUGAAAGGCUGAGUGUGACAGCUGUCACUGAUAAUAUAUUUGCUUAUUAAUUAAAGAGGAGUGUAUUUUGUCUAUGGUUUUGUAUUAUUUCUGUCAUGUUGUAAAUUGUGUUUAUUAAACUAUCAUUUAUCAGUCGGA
Molecule: messenger RNA, 1337 nt
Organism: Cottoperca gobio
Lineage: Eukaryota; Metazoa; Chordata; Actinopteri; Perciformes; Bovichtidae
Exons: 2
Coding region: 73-1098 (341 amino acids)
Source: RefSeq, a predicted model, not a curated record